Molecule: messenger RNA, 635 nt
Organism: Diuraphis noxia (Russian wheat aphid)
Lineage: Eukaryota; Metazoa; Arthropoda; Insecta; Hemiptera; Aphididae
Biological process (GO): regulation of transcription by RNA polymerase II
Cellular component (GO): nucleus
Molecular function (GO): protein binding
Source: RefSeq, a predicted model, not a curated record
AUGGGGUAUCAGAUACUACCACCGCCAGCCAACGGCGGCAUCAACGAACCACAAGACUGUCCGCACUGCCGCCGGACGUUCAGCUGCUACUACUCUCUGAAAAGACACUUCCAGGACAAGCACGAGCGGUCCGACACUCUGUACGUGUGCGAGUUCUGCCGACGGCGGUACCGCACCAAGAACAGCCUGACAACGCACAAGAGCCUGCAACACAGGGGCUCGGCGGUGGCGUUAAAACGUCUGAUGAAAACCUUUGCCGCCACUGUAGCAGCGACGCCAUCGCCGUCCGAGUCUCCACUCCCGUCGAAACCACGGUCGCGGUCAUCAGCACCGGUCGUCUGUAACGGUUACCAGUCGUCAUCGUCAUCGUCGUCGUCGUCGUCGCCGUCGCCUGCCCCGUCACCGUCGCCGACAGUUACCGCAAACACGGUAUAUAGGCGAAUAACAUAAUAUUAUUAUAAUAAUAUAAUCUCUGAUCAAUCCGGUCAAUCGCUUAUACUAUGCUGUUGUCGUCGUAUUGUGCUGCAACAGGUGUAAUACCUGAUGUACGUGACGUGACGAGCGAGCAGCAUACAAUAUUAUGUAUAUAUAAUAUUAUUAAAUAUAUAUUUAUAUAUAUAUAUAUAAUAUACAUA